AAUACCAGUACGAUCGCUGUCGUAAAUUAACUUCGUGCAUUGCAUUGCAUUGGUAGGUGUGAAACCGAACUAGCUUUUCAGCAUGGAAGCGCGAGCUGUAGGAGUCUUUGCUAUGCGUAUGAAGUGGGCUCCUAUACAUCAGCUAUGUAAUAGAUGUUACCGGAGCCUAAAUAAGGCAGGCGUGUUGAGGGGAGCGUUACAAACUACCAUGGCUAGCAGAAGGACAUGUUCUUCAGACAAUAGCCUCAAACCAGCAGAUCCAUCAUUGAAUGGGUCAAGACUGACGGGUCGUAGUCUGAUGUUGGUAAAAGGUCGCGAUGCUCAGGACCUACUUCAGGGGUUAAUGACCAAUGACGUGCAGCAGCUGAAUGGGGGCGAAGGUCAAGAGGUCAUCUAUUCCAUGUUUCUAAAUAAACAAGGGCGAGUCCUGUAUGAUGUUAUGUGUUACCAGUGGAGUAACGAUCCAGAGGGAGACACACAGUCAUACCUUCUAGAGUGUGAUAGCGCCAUCUCGCAGGAAUUACAUAAACAUCUCAAACUCUACAGAAUCAGGAAGAAGGUGGAUAUCACAUCACUGGAUUCUGAGUACCAUGUAUGGUCCAUCUUUAGUCCUGGCCCCACUCCUCCCCCUAGCCCAGGAUCUAAUAAAUCCGGCCCAUUUCAUUUCUUCACUGACCCCAAGGUCAACGGUCUAGGUCAGAGGGUCAUUGUCCCACAAGGCAGUCAAGUACCUGGUAUUGAAGAAGUUAAUGAAGAAGACUACAUGACGCAUCGUUAUCAGUGGGGCGUGGCGGAAGGGGUCAAUGAACUUCCUCCCGGAGAUUGUCUCCCUCUAGAGUCCAAUCUAGCUCUCAUGAAUGGAGUGAGUUUUACCAAGGGCUGUUACUUAGGCCAGGAACUCACUGCCAGGACGCAUCAUACCGGAGUCAUCAGGAAAAGAGUCAUGCCGAUCCAGCUUGCAGGGAAUGCAAUACCUACUAUCCCAGCUGGUACAAGCAUCAAGACUGCUGAGGGAAAGAAUGUGGGGAAAUUCAGAUGUCACCUCCAUCAUAAUGGACUUGCCCUCCUCAGGACAGCUCUCAUAGGUAACAAGCUCAAGGUCACCACUGAAGAUGGAGCAGAAGUUGACCUGGAGGCAAGGAGACCGUCAUGGUGGCCGCAGGAAACUCACAAGUGAAAAGAUGCAAGAGAUUGGGACUAAAAUUGACCUGGAUUCUGCAGGAAAAUAAUAAUAAUAAUAUUCAGCUUUUAUAUAGCGCUUAAUACAUCUCGGAUGUCUCUAAGCGCUUUACAGAUAUACUAUUACCCCGGUCAUUGGAUUCAGUGCUUGCCCGCACACACUGUGUGCACAAUCUCCACUCCCUGGGGAGCAUUCCAGCCAGGCGUUACUUGAUGCUUAACCAACAAUGACGGUCGCAUCCUACCAGGUACCCAUUUUAACACCUGGGUGGAGAGUAGCAAGUGUAGGUUAAUAUCUUGCCAAAGGAAUUUAGUGCUGUGUCAGGAUUCAAACCCUCGACCUUCGCAUCUCCAGCGCCUUCAACCACUCGACCACAACACUCCCACAAGUGAAAAGAGCAUAAGAGGAAAUCAUAGACUUUGUUAGUCUUGGAUUCUGCAGAACUUGACUUAACUUGGAAUCUACAGGACAAAUGAAGUAAUCAUAAGAUAAAACAAGAUUGUGACAGAUAUAUUUGGAGUCUGCAGGAAACUAACAAGUGACAGAAUCUUAAAAGGGGGAAGCCCACCCCGAUAUCAAGUUUAUUUUAAUAGAUGCAGAACUAUGAAUGAAACCGGUCAUUGAAAGUCGCAUGAUGCAACUAAACGCUGAUAUCUCAUCGUAAAAUCCAUACAUUGUAGUAACUGUUUUGAAAUCAAAUGAUGGUGACUUUCGUUUUUCCCCACAGAUUCAAGCUUUCAUGACUUUAUGUACUUCAGUAAUAUGCAUCAAUCGAUAUCAUCUUUAUGAUAUUACAAGUUACAACAAGUAGUGACUGUACAGC
Molecule: messenger RNA, 2003 nt
Organism: Strongylocentrotus purpuratus (purple sea urchin)
Lineage: Eukaryota; Metazoa; Echinodermata; Echinoidea; Camarodonta; Strongylocentrotidae
Product: putative transferase CAF17 homolog, mitochondrial
Exons: 9
Coding region: 83-1177 (364 amino acids)
Cellular component (GO): mitochondrial matrix
Molecular function (GO): protein binding
Source: RefSeq, a predicted model, not a curated record